AUGGCCAAAGAUUCUGAUGAACAAGUCAAGAUCGCUCUAUCUAAAAAGGACGAUAAAUUUUUUCUCCAAUACCUCGAGCCCGAGCACCAAAUCCGCGCUCUGAGAAGGACCCAUUUUACGAAAAUAAACGAACGGUGCCAAGAAUUGCCGUACAGCUGCUCUCUUUCUGACUCCGGCGAUGGUGGUAUCGUUCUGACUGGAUUUCCGAGCUUCUAUAUCGAGCGAAACGAAACGAAUGGACACUAUCAGAUCAAGUGCGAGUCUCUUGCGGCUUGGGAUCUCAUCCAUCUACUGAAUCUCCCGCAAAUGGAGGUUCUCGAUACACAAAUCUUGCCGGAUUUCAAAAUCAUCUCUUGCGACCCAAUAUUUAACUUCGAUCUUUGGUAUAAGUCGGUGACACAAGUUCUUCCAGCACAGACCUCUUCAAGUUUCGUGGUACAGCCCGUGGUACAGCCCUUGGUAGAUCCCAUGGCUUCGCCUCUUCAACUCAAGCGACGCGGCAAUCGAUGGAGGAGACUUUGGGGUUAA
Molecule: messenger RNA, 528 nt
Organism: Penicillium cosmopolitanum
Lineage: Eukaryota; Fungi; Ascomycota; Eurotiomycetes; Eurotiales; Aspergillaceae
Exons: 1
Coding region: 1-528 (175 amino acids)
Source: RefSeq, a predicted model, not a curated record